This is a messenger RNA of Sphaerulina musiva SO2202, 288 nucleotides long. RefSeq names its product Sm-like ribonucleo protein. NCBI's taxonomy places the organism in Eukaryota, Fungi, Ascomycota, Dothideomycetes, Mycosphaerellales, Mycosphaerellaceae. Gene Ontology annotation, cellular component: Lsm1-7-Pat1 complex; P-body; U6 snRNP. The coding region runs from base 1 to 288 and encodes 95 amino acids. Gene Ontology annotation, molecular function: RNA binding. The record is from RefSeq and is a predicted model, not a curated record. The transcript is spliced from 3 exons. Gene Ontology annotation, biological process: P-body assembly; mRNA splicing, via spliceosome.
AUGGCCGAUUCCCCCGAAAAUGGCGACAACCCCGUCAGCGAGCCCCUCGAUCUAGUGCGACUAUCCCUCAACGAGACCGUAUUUGUGAAGCUGCGCGGCGAUCGCGAGCUCGCCGGGAGAUUGCACGCAUACGACAGCCACUGCAAUUUGGUGCUCGGGGAUGUGACCGAGACGGUAUAUGUGUGGGACGACGAAGAUGAGGAUAAUGUGCGCGCGGUGAAGAAGCAGUCGGAAAUGCUGUUCGUGAGAGGAGACUCGGUGGUUCUCAUAUCACCGCAACAGUCAUGA